CUGUUCCUUACGAGUCGAGCGGAUCGGAAGAAAAAUGUUAGGAAAUUGUUGCUUCUCUUUCGUUCUGCUAACAAUCUUCAUUUUAUUGCAUUCUGGAAAGGCGGAUAUUAGAAAGGAUUGUCGCAGAGAAUCGAAGGUUUCAUGGGUCGCGUUAAGGAAGCUAAAGGCCGGAGACUUGGAACAAGAAGAUCAAAACUUAAAAUGCUACCUGAAGUGCUUCAUGAUGAGGCACGGUAUCUUGGACAAGAACGCGGAAGUGGACGUGCAAAGGGCGCUACGGCAUCUGCCACGCCGCAUGCAGGACUCAUCCAAGAAACUGUUGGACAAGUGUAAAUGUGUUGAGGGCUCCGAUCCUUGCGACAAGGCCUACAACAUGGUUAAAUGUUACGUAGGACAUCAUCCAGAGAUUUUGCGCAACGUCCAUUUCCUGUAGAGCUCUCGUUGGAGACACUCAGCCGCAGGGAGAGACGCUCAAGUAUUCAAGAAGAGAAGACAAUAUUACUCUUGGUUUCGUGCAAUCAUUAUGGGAGAUAAAAGAAGAAGAUAGAGGGAUACGGAAUGUUUGACGUUGAAUGUAAUUAUAGGUUUAGUAUGGGAUAAACGAUGGUGUAAU
Messenger RNA from Frieseomelitta varia, 613 nucleotides. It is a transcript of the gene Obp9, whose product is annotated as general odorant-binding protein 56a-like. Bases 35 to 433 code for a protein of 132 amino acids. Gene Ontology annotation, molecular function: dibutyl phthalate binding; odorant binding. The transcript is spliced from 5 exons. Gene Ontology annotation, biological process: olfactory behavior; sensory perception of smell. NCBI's taxonomy places the organism in Eukaryota, Metazoa, Arthropoda, Insecta, Hymenoptera, Apidae. The record is from RefSeq and is a predicted model, not a curated record. Gene Ontology annotation, cellular component: extracellular region.